Messenger RNA from Leptosia nina, 507 nucleotides. Lineage: Eukaryota; Metazoa; Arthropoda; Insecta; Lepidoptera; Pieridae. The record is from the annotation of a GenBank genome assembly.
AUGGAUGAAAUAGAGGUAGGAAUGAAUCCUAAGGAUCCUAUUCUUAGCGACGAGUUUGAUGGAAUAAAUUUAAAAAGAGGCCAAACUGGUGUUUUUGAUUUAGAAGAUUUAGUGGACCUUCUGCGAAGAGAAAACUCCAGAGAUAUAUUUGUUGCAGCUGUUCCUAAAGAGAUAAAUUAUGUAGAACACAUUUGCGUUGUCAGUGCAAGAAGUAAACGACAUCUACAGGCUUUAGCUGAAUUUGUUAGAAAAGUUUAUAAACGAAAAUGCCAUAAAUCAGAUCACAUACCAAGACUGGAGGGAAAAGAUUCUGAUGAAUGGAUAGCGUUAGACUUAGGAAAUAUUGCUUUGCACAUAUUUUCAGAGAAAACUCGGAAAGUAUAUGACUUAGAGACAUUAUGGUCUGUGGGCGCUGAUUAUGACAAACAAAUUAGCAGCAAAAAUGAUGUUAUUGAUAUUUUAGAGAACUACAGUUCCUACUUAAAGGACCUUAAACCUUUGGCAUAG